AUGAGCGGACCAGCAGCGCCAGAGCAAUCCCCAGCACCCAAGACCGCCGAGCCCAGCCAGGCCAACCAGGAAUUCGAGAAGGCCAGAGCAACCAUCCUCGCCAACUCCCACCCCCUCCCCGCCGACCAGUUCACGGUCAAGGUCGAAGGGCCGAGAUUCGACAAGCACCCCUCAUCGAUCGAGCUGGGGAACCUGCUGGAUGCCUACGAGCGCAUCGGCUUCCAAGCCACCAGCCUGGCCCAGUCCAUCGAGAUCAUCAACAAAAUGCGCGCGUGGAGGCUAUCUGACGACGAGCCGACGGUCCAACGGGGAUCCAACGCGGACGAAUCGGCGCGGAUCUUCCUGGGCUUCACCUCCAACCUGGUCUCCUCCGGCCUCCGGGAGAUCAUCAGCUUCCUCGCCAAACACAACCACGUCUCCGUCAUAGUCACCACGGCGGGCGGGAUCGAGGAAGACCUGAUCAAAUGUCUCAGCCCGACCUAUCUGACGCCCGACAAGACGUUCGGCUCGGUGGACGGCAAGAGCCUGCGCGCGAGGGGCCUCAACCGGAUCGGCAACCUCAUCGUGCCCAACCAGAACUACUGCAGAUUCGAGGACUGGAUCCUGCCGAUCUUCGACCAGAUGAAACUCGAGCAGGAGAACGCCAGCACCAAGUGGUCUCCCUCCACCGUCGUCGAACGCUUGGGUCAUGAGAUCAAUCACCCCGACUCAUUCCUUUACUGGGCCGCCAAAAACAACAUCCCCGUCUUCUGUCCCGCCCUAACCGAUGGUUCUUUAGGAGACAUGUUGUGCUUCCACUCUAUCAAGACCGACCCGAACCCCUUGGUGAUCGACAUCGUGGCUGACAUCCGGAGGAUAAACGAGCUCGGCCGGUCGGCCAAGAAGGCCGGGAUGGUCAUCCUUGGCGGCGGGGUCUGUAAACACCAGAUCGCCAACGCCAUGCUAUACAGAAACGGGGCAGAAUAUUCGGUUUAUGUUAAUACGGGGCAAGAGUUCGAUGGUUCCGAUAGUGGGGCUAGGCCGGACGAAGCGGUCAGCUGGGGGAAGAUCAAAGGCGAUUCUGAAAGCGUCAAAGUUUUCGCAGAUGCCACUCUCGUCUUCCCUCUGAUCGUUGCAGCCACUUGGGCCAAAGACCAUUGGAAAUCCGAGACCGAGGCCGAAGCCAACCCACCACCAAAAUAG
Puccinia triticina is the source of this 1182-nucleotide messenger RNA. RefSeq lists its product as uncharacterized. Lineage: Eukaryota; Fungi; Basidiomycota; Pucciniomycetes; Pucciniales; Pucciniaceae. The coding region runs from base 1 to 1182 and encodes 393 amino acids. Gene Ontology annotation, molecular function: deoxyhypusine synthase activity. Gene Ontology annotation, cellular component: cytoplasm. The record is from RefSeq and is a predicted model, not a curated record. The transcript has 5 exons. Gene Ontology annotation, biological process: peptidyl-hypusine biosynthetic process.